Aspergillus saccharolyticus JOP 1030-1 is the source of this 1764-nucleotide messenger RNA. RefSeq names its product MFS general substrate transporter. The coding region runs from base 199 to 1464 and encodes 421 amino acids. The record is from RefSeq and is a predicted model, not a curated record. Lineage: Eukaryota; Fungi; Ascomycota; Eurotiomycetes; Eurotiales; Aspergillaceae. The transcript has a single exon. Gene Ontology annotation, biological process: transmembrane transport. Gene Ontology annotation, molecular function: transmembrane transporter activity. Gene Ontology annotation, cellular component: fungal-type vacuole membrane.
UCUCCGCCAACAGAAACCAUGGAAGACGCAAGGGAGCUGGGUUUUCAAGAGGCUCCGAUUGAAAUGCCUCAGGAACAGGAGCCGAAACUGUCAGUAAUAGCAUAGAAUGCUAUCUCGCCAUCACUACCUACCCUCAAACCACGCUCCUGACACCGCUCUAGACAAAAGCUCUUGGUCAUCGGGGCAGGAUUCACCAUCAUGCUCACGACCAACGCCCUCAUCUUCUCCGCGGGGGUCUACCAAGCGCUCUACGAGGAAAUGGCCAGCGAGCCGGACAACCCCUUCACCGGCGCAUCCUCCGCCCUGAUCGGCCUCAUCGGGACCCUCGCCAUCGGGUUGAUGUCCAUGACAGGCCCCUUCGUCAUGACGUGGAUCAAGCUGUACCGGCCCCAGGCCGUGGUCGCCGUGGCGGGCGUUAUCUUCGGCGUCGCCUACAUCCUAGCCAGCGUGAGCCGCACCCUCUGGCAGUUCGCGCUCACGCAGGGGGUGCUCGUGGGCAUCAGCGUGUCCAUGGCGUACAUCCCCGCCACCACCACCGCGCCGACCUGGUUCCACGAGCGCCGCAGCCUCGCCAUGGGGAUCAUCAUCGCCGGCAGCGCCGUCGGGGGCAUGAUCUGGCCCUCGGUGCUGACGGCCCUGAUCAACCACCUGGGCUUCCGCAACGCCCUGCGCAUCUCCGGCUCCAUCUGCGCCAUCGCCAUCAUCCUCGUCUCCCCCGCCGUCCAAUGGGAGCCCAGCUUCCACGCACAACAGAUCCAGGCCGAGCGCAAUACCCUCAUCCAGCGCGCCACCCACCGCACCCUCCCCUUCCUCCAACCCCCCCUCAUCAAUUGGCGCCUCACCCGCACGCGCAAGUUCCUCGCCAAAGCCACCGGCUGCAUGCUCCAAUCCGCCGCCUACUCCACCCCGCUCAUCUACUACGCCGCCUUCGGCCGCUCGCUGGGCUACUCCGCCACCACCGCCGCCAACUUCAUCACCAUCAGCAACGCCGCCAACGCGGUCUCGCGCAUCGUCCUGGGCCACGCGGCCGACCAAUACGGACGCAUCAACCUCCUCUUCGCGACCACCUUUGUGAGUGCUGUGUCCGUCGCCGCCUUCUGGGUCCCGUCCACCGUCGUCGGCGCCACUCUGGCCGGCAAGGCGCUGUUCAUCGUGUUCACGGUGCUGUAUGGCUCGUUCGCCAGCGCCUACAUCGCGCUGUUCCCGGCCUCGCUGAUGGAGCUGUUCGGGACGAAGGACUUCACGAGUGUCAACGGCGCGCUGUAUCUGGUGCGGGGCGUCGGGGCGCUGCUGGGGACCCCGCUGACGGGGUUGUUGAUCCCGCAGUCGAGUGCGCUGAUGAGCCCCGCGGUGUAUGAGCGGGCGGCGCUCACGGUCAUGGCCUUGCUGUUUCCGGCGAGCGCUUGUAUCCUGUGGGUGAGGUUGGAGAUGACUGCGGGGAAGGAUUGGAGGUGGAAGGUUUGAUUUGUGCUGACCUAUUCUGUACGACUAAACGGCGGAGGUUGAAAGGCAAUAGUAGGUACCGUAUAGCUGAGACCUCUGCAGAUCUGGAUCAUCACCCACUCCAGCAGGAAGAAGUCUUGACUAAGUGUUUGAUACAUGACUACCUUCAGGAGACUAGACCCCGUUCAGGAAAUUCUCCUGAAAUGCAUACUCCAGCAGACUGGGCGUCUUCGUUGAACCUUCAUUUAUGCGCUGUAACUAUCAACUACAGUGACAAGCUACCAAAAAGACACCACUCCAAAAAUGAAAUUCCAAUUUUAG